This is a messenger RNA of Heterobasidion irregulare TC 32-1, 1008 nucleotides long. RefSeq lists its product as uncharacterized. NCBI's taxonomy places the organism in Eukaryota, Fungi, Basidiomycota, Agaricomycetes, Russulales, Bondarzewiaceae. The transcript has 11 exons. The record is from RefSeq and is a predicted model, not a curated record. Bases 10 to 1008 code for a protein of 332 amino acids.
CGAACAGCCAUGUCAUUGUUGGAGGCUGCACAGAAUGCCGACACCGCAUUUUCCAACAUCCCAGUGAUAGAUCUUGAGAACGUGUCCGAUCCUGCAAUCCGGGCAGCGUUGGCAGAUCAGGUCAGAGAUGCGUGUGUCAACGUCGGGUUCUUCUACGUCAAAAACCACGGCAUUUCGGAGCAGACGAUCCAAGGCGCAUUAUCUUCCAUGAAGGCAUUCUUCUCACUGCCGACGGAGAUCAAGAUGGAGCUGGACAUAACUAAGACCCCAAACUUCAAAGGCUACACUGCUGUGCUCAGCAGCAACAACGAUCCCUACAACAACGGCGAUAUGCACGAGGGCUUCGAAUUUGGCUGGGAAGCUCUCGACGCGUCAAAAGCCGCCAAUGAUCCGAAGCGUGCGAAGGAUGGAGUCAUGGCUGGUGCGAACGUGUGGCCGAAAGAAAUGCCGGGCUUUAGGGAGGCCGUCCUGGAAUACUACCAUGCGGCGGUUCAACUAGGAAAAGCUUUAUUCCCUCUGUUUGCCCUUGCCUUGAAUCUUGAGGCCAAUUUCUUCGACGAUAAGACAGAAAACGCAGCUGCUAUAAUGCGUGUUCUGCAUUAUCCGCCGCAGACAGGGCCUGUCGACGACCGUGUCAUUGGCAUUGGGGCACAUACAGACUUUGAGUGCUUUACCAUUCUCUGGCAAGAACCGGAAAUUCAAGCUCUCCAAGUCUUGAACACAGACCAGAAAUGGAUCGAUGCCACGCCUAUACCUGGUACACUGGUAAUCAACAUUGGAGAUCAGCUUGCUCGAUGGACCAACGACGUAUUCAAAUCGACAGUACAUAGAGCAAUCAACAGAAGUGGCAUACGUCGAUACUCCAUACCGUUAUUCUUCGGCACGGACUAUGAUGUCCAGCUUGAGCCAAUCCCAAGUUGUGUCAGCGACGAUCGACCUCCUCGAUAUGACGUUGUAACUGCAGGCGAAUACGUGAAAGAAAGGCUGAAGGCGGCAUAUGGCCACUAA